UUUUUUCUUAAAUGAACCCGGGCCUCUUUGUCAACAGACAACCAAUCCUCUCUUCUCUCAUCUAGCCACCACCGCCACCAGCAACUAUCCACCUUUCGUCCACCCUUCUAUACCACGACCCCACUGUUCGUCGCAAUCGGCCCCUCCCGUCGCUGUCACGACGCAGACACUCUCUUAAGAGAGCCGGGCCUUCAAGUCACCGUGACGACAAGUCAGCAGUACUACUCUACUAUCGACUUCGCCGCACAGCUUAUCCAUUCGACAAGGCUACCAUUGUCUACCCAAUUCCCACCAUCGAUAAAGGGAUCACAGACUGACCAGCAAAAGCAUCAAUCGACUGUUUCCGGUUUUUUGCGAGUCAUCUAUCAAUCUUAACCUUUGCUCCAUCUUCUCGCAAGACAACAUGAGCGCCAACACGUCUUCGACGCAGCAGCGCCACAAGCACCUCCUCGGUCACCGCAUCGCAGAUGGAAGGCUAGAGCUUGUCUCGAUCCUUGGUCUGGGUGCAUACGGUGUCGUUUACCUGGCACGAGACCUGACGCACCCGCUACACAAGGGCCCUUUUGCUUCCACCUCGACAUCAAAUUUGCCGCACGAUGUCGCCUCGCGGCAUGGAGGCGCGGCGAGCGGCUAUUAUGCCGUCAAGUGUCUCAACAAGGUCGGACUCGAUGACCGACAGCGACGCUUUCAACGGAGGGAGAUUUUCUUGCACACCAUGGUCACCAGCCAUCCAUCAGUUGUGUCCCUCUUUCGAGUCAUCGACAACAAGGACGACCCGUGCAUCUAUGUCAUCCUCGACUACUGCCCGGACGGGGACUUGUUCAGCAUGAUCACCGAGAAUCAACGGUAUAUGGUGCCAAUGCCAGACCCCAAUGCCGACAUUGACGCCGACUUCGACGAGACGUACCAGAUUGCCAGGGCAGACAUGGACGUUGUCGUCAAAGACGUCUUCAGUCAGAUUCUCGAUGCGGUCAGCACCUGCCACGCUCAAGGCAUCUACCACCGUGAUCUCAAACCAGAGAACGUCCUAUGUCUCCAAGGGGGAGCCAAAGUGGUUCUGGCAGAUUUUGGACUCGCGACUCACGAGAAGAGGAGCAACGACUUUGGGUGUGGUAGCACCUUCUACAUGGGACCUGAGUGUCAGGGAGGGAUCUCAACAAAUCUGGCCGACUACGACACCGCAGCCAACGAUGUUUGGUCCCUCGGAGUAAUCCUUGUCAAUCUCAUCUGCGGUCGCAACCCAUGGAAGCAGGCGACCAUGUCCGACGAGACGUUCCGCGAGUAUCUUCGCAACCCAGACUUUCUCCUCGACAUUCUCCCGAUUUCCAAGCAGACGAACUCGAUAUUAAAGCGUGUCUUCACCGUGCGAGAGGAAUGGCGAUGCAGCAUCGACGAGCUGAAGAGCAUGGUCAUGUCCGUCAAAAGCUUCACUGCCAGCAACGCAGAGCAAGGAGACCGGCAGCGCAUUGCUCGGCAUGCCGCCAUUCGGCAACGUGACGAAGCGCAGAAAGCUCGCCAGGCGGCACUGGCUGCUCGAAGAGAGGCAGAGGCACGCCAUGGUAUCGAGCUGCACUUUCAGCAGCAACUGCAGCAGCCAGUCUCCGUCAACGGCGUCUCGCACAUGGAUGAUGACAACGAUGGAGGAGAGGGCUUCGAGGAGUACGACGAUGAGGAAGAAGAAGACGAGGAAGAGGAGUUUGGUAGCGCAGGAGCACACAGUCAAGAACAUGAUUGGACACACCGUGGCUACGCUGCACCGCCACCACCACAGGCAGUUCUACCCGCUCCCGCUCAAGUUGCAUGGGAUCAUGCAAAAGCCGUACUGAUUCAAGGUCAAGCAGAGCGUGUGCAAAGACAAGACAGUGGCUCUUCGACGCCAAAUCUUCACGACAGCCAGGUCAAGGUGUUCUCGCCCUCGUCUUCUGUUACCUCGGACAUGAGUAGCUUGCCCACGUCACCGUCAGAGAGUGAGAGCGACAUGACACAAGACAGUGUAUCCAGUCGAAGCGGUAGCGGGGAGUCGAGCGAGAGCCGGAGAAGCUCUGUGUCCUACACUGGCCUUCCUCCGACGCCUCAACUAAUGCCCCGUCAUGCAUUUGCUCAAGUCGUCGAUGCUUCACCGCAAAGCCAGCACCGUCAUCAUACUCAAGCUCAAGGUCACCAGCAGCAAACAUCUCAAGCGCACGACAUGGACGUUGAGUUUGGCCUUCAGGCUUUGACCAUACGCAAGAAGGUCACGGGGCCAGGAUACAGCUUCGACGAUAGUCAUCAGCACCCCGACGUAGUUGAUGACAGUGCCAGGCUUCUCUACGAUCAAAAACGUCACCCUGCCGAUGUUUUCGAGCCAUGUCAGUUCACUGCCGGUCACCUCAAUGCAGUGGCUUCGAUCAACACGGCCUCUUCCCGGUUCAGCACCUUGCCCUCACGUCGCGCUGCGCCCACCACCGAGCUUCUGCCUUCGCAAGAAGCCAGCCAGGGCAAUUCGAAGCGCAGUCGAAAGUACAACUACAACAGCUCACCAGCGACUGCAUCUUCUAUCUUCAAUACCACCGCUUGAGCGUUUCAAGCCAACUUCUCGUGCAAGGCGCAAUAAUGUCGCUUAUAUGUAUCAUUCAGCCACACCACCCUCGACGGUUCCACCACUCCCUCUCACCAUCAUCGGACAAUAUUUCUGUACAGGUCUCUGGGUCACCGUCGACGACUUGUUCUCUUUGUUGAUCUAUCCUUGUGUAUUUCGCAAGUCCUUUUCGCACUUUUGUAUUACAGAUCUUCGUAUUCGUCUUGUCUACUCUCUCCGUCUCAAUCCUGCCGUACAGCAGGAUGGAUUUUACCCCUCAGCCGAAU
Messenger RNA from Acaromyces ingoldii, 2844 nucleotides. RefSeq names its product kinase-like protein. The record is from RefSeq and is a predicted model, not a curated record. Gene Ontology annotation, molecular function: ATP binding; protein serine/threonine kinase activity. The transcript has a single exon. Gene Ontology annotation, biological process: autophagy; peptidyl-serine phosphorylation; autophagosome organization. The coding region runs from base 404 to 2557 and encodes 717 amino acids. Gene Ontology annotation, cellular component: autophagosome; cytoplasm. Lineage: Eukaryota; Fungi; Basidiomycota; Exobasidiomycetes; Exobasidiales; Cryptobasidiaceae.